This is a messenger RNA of Scomber scombrus (Atlantic mackerel), 927 nucleotides long. It is a transcript of the gene sox19b, whose product is annotated as SRY-box transcription factor 19b. The transcript is spliced from 2 exons. The coding region runs from base 1 to 927 and encodes 308 amino acids. The record is from RefSeq and is a predicted model, not a curated record. Lineage: Eukaryota; Metazoa; Chordata; Actinopteri; Scombriformes; Scombridae. Gene Ontology annotation, molecular function: RNA polymerase II cis-regulatory region sequence-specific DNA binding; DNA-binding transcription factor activity, RNA polymerase II-specific. Gene Ontology annotation, biological process: cell differentiation; anatomical structure morphogenesis; regulation of DNA-templated transcription.
AUGUACAGCAUGAUGGAACACGAACUGAAGCCGACCGGCCAGCCCCCGUCUCAUCAGACCUCCCAAGGAAUGUCACCGAUCACCGGCAACAUGACCGGGAACUUGGGCACCAACGGCAACUCACACCCGAGCUCUAAAACGGCAUUAGCACCUGGAGGCGACCCCAUGGAUAAAGUCAAGCGGCCCAUGAACGCUUUCAUGGUCUGGUCCAGGGGACAGAGGCGCAAGAUGGCUCAAGAGAACCCCAAAAUGCACAACUCUGAGAUCAGCAAGCGGCUGGGAGCAGAGUGGAAACUCCUGACCGACGCUGAGAAAAGGCCAUUUAUCGACGAGGCCAAGCGGCUCCGGGCCGUCCACAUGAAGGAGUACCCUGAUUACAAGUACAAGCCACGCCGCAAGACAAAGCCACUGCUGAAGAAGGACACUCAGGUGGGUAAGUACCCGUUGUCAGCCGGAAACUUGCUGGCGGCUGCAGCUGCGCAAGGCCAAAGUGGAAGUCCGAGGAUGGAGAGCUACGGCUGGGGCCCCACCGGGGGGUACGCCGGUAUGCAGGGCGAGGCGCUCGGCUACACACAGCAGCUUCACCGAUAUGACCUGUCAGCUCUCCAGUACCCACCUGCAAUGACGGCGGCACAGACGUACAUGAACGGAGGCAACUCGUACAGCCCAAUGUCAUACAGCAGCAGUCCCCAGCAGCCGAGCCCUGUAACCAUGUCCAUGGUGAAAGCAGAACCCAUGUCCCACUCGCCUCCGACGGGGACACCAAACCACCAUAGGGGUCCUCUGCAGGGUGACCUCAGGGACAUGAUCAGCAUGUACAUCCCAGGACCAGGAGGGGAUGCCGGUGACCCCACAGCAGCACAGAGGGGCUAUAGCAGUGUCCAGCAGCACUACCUUACCGGAACCGUCCCACUCACACACAUUUAG